Cornus florida is the source of this 1053-nucleotide messenger RNA. RefSeq names its product pentatricopeptide repeat-containing protein DOT4, chloroplastic-like. Gene Ontology annotation, molecular function: RNA binding; protein binding. The coding region runs from base 1 to 1053 and encodes 350 amino acids. Lineage: Eukaryota; Viridiplantae; Streptophyta; Magnoliopsida; Cornales; Cornaceae. The transcript has a single exon. Gene Ontology annotation, biological process: RNA modification. The record is from RefSeq and is a predicted model, not a curated record.
AUGAUAAGGGCAUAUGCCAAUGAAGGCCGAUUUUGCAGAUCAUUAGAACUGUACAGAAUGAUGAUGGAAAAUGGUCGAAGACCAGACAAAUUUGCUUUUCCUUUUGCACUAAAAUCUUAUGCAGGAUUAUCUGAUAUGCAGAUGGGUAAACUCAUUCACCAGCAUUUAGUGUGUUGUGGGUGUAGUAAUGACCUUUUCGUUGAGGCUGCUUUGGUUGAUAUGUAUGCAAAAUGUGGUGACAUAGAAGCUGCCCGGCUUGUGUUCGAUAAAAUGGCAGUCAGAGAUUUGGUUUCUUGGACAUCAAUGCUUUCAGGGUAUGCUCACAAUGGUUAUAGUACAGAGACGUUGGAGUUCUUUGAUCUCAUGCAUGGUUCGGGAGUAAAACCCAAUAGGGUAAGUAUUCUGGGUGUUCUUUUAGCAUGUCGUAAUCUAGGAGCUCUGAGGAAAGGACAAUGGUUGCAUAAUUAUGUAAUUAAAACUGGUUUUGAGUCCGAUAUCUUGGUUGCAACUUCUAAUAUGGAUAUUUAUGGAAACUGUGGGAAUUUGGGUUUGGCGCGUACUUCAUUUGAUGAAACACAAGGAAAAGAUGUUGUUUGCUGGAGUGAGAUGAUUGCAAGCUAUGGAAUUCAUGGUCAUGGCAGGCAGGCAAUUGAUCUUUUCAAUCAAAUGGUGAAAGAUGGGGUAAGGCCAAAACAUAUAACAUUCAAUUGUAUUCUCUCAGCUUGCAGCCAUUCGAGGUUAUUAGAAGAAGGCAAGAGGUAUUUUCACUUGAUGAGAGAGGAAUUUGGAGUUACACCAAAACUAAGUAACUAUACAUGCAUGGUGGAUCUUCUUGGCCGCGCAGGACAACUUUCAGAAGAACAAGAACUCAUAGAAACUAUGCCAGUAGAACCUGAUGCUAGUAUAUGGGGAUCUUUGCUUGGUGCUUGCCGAAUUUAUGGGAAUCUAGAUUUAGCAGAGAGGAUUGCAGAUCGCAUUUUUCAGCUGGACCCCUUUCAUGCUGGCUAUCAUGUUCUACUUUCUAACAUCUAUGCUACUAAAUCAGGAAGAUGA